Carassius carassius (crucian carp) is the source of this 2000-nucleotide messenger RNA. It is a transcript of the gene retsatl, whose product is annotated as retinol saturase (all-trans-retinol 13,14-reductase) like. Gene Ontology annotation, molecular function: oxidoreductase activity. The record is from RefSeq and is a predicted model, not a curated record. The coding region runs from base 107 to 1927 and encodes 606 amino acids. Lineage: Eukaryota; Metazoa; Chordata; Actinopteri; Cypriniformes; Cyprinidae. The transcript has 11 exons.
AUCAACACUGAACUCUUGGCUGCCGUCCCUGGGAAGAGCAGCUCCUUGAGUUUUCAACCCAGCAGUCAUUCCUGAAACCGAAAACACCAGCUGAUCCUUCAGUUGAAUGAUGUGGUGGAUUCUGCUUUUCUUAGAAUGGCUUGUGGAUUGGGCUCGUGGAACUUAUUGGUAUCUGUUUGGUAGAAGAAGUGGAUUGUGCAAUGGGACCAUCAGUCCUCCAGGCCCACUAGUUGUAGACCAAAACAAAAAGGACAGAUUUCUUCGGAAAGAGUUUGAUGAAUUUGAGGUACCCAAAAACUUGGACGUCAUUGUGAUUGGCAGUGGUAUCGGAGGUUUGACAGCGGCUGCAAUUUUAGCCAAACUAGGAAAGAACGUACUGGUGCUGGAGCAAGAUAAACAGGCAGGAGGCCUAUGUAAGACCUUCACUGAGAAGGGCUUUGAGUUUGACUGUGGCUUCCAUUAUAUUGGACAACUUCAUGAAAACGGCUUCCUGAAAGUUGCAUUGGAUCUGAUUACUGAUGGCCAGGUGCAUUUUGCUGAGCAGGGUUCCCAUGUGGACACUGUUGUUAUUGGUACAGGAACCCAGCGUAAAGAAUACACUAUUUACAAUGGCAAGAAGCAGAUGGAAGCUCAUAUUAAGAAGCAGUUUCCCAAUGAUACUAAAGCAGUGGAGGAGCUCUUCAAAAUCAUGAAGAUCUGUUCCAAGAAGAUUCAUCUGCUAUGUAUGCUGAAGAUGGUUCCACUCUGGUUUGCUCGUUUCAUACUAUGGAGUGGAAUUGCUGAUUUAAUAUCGCCAAUUUUCCGGUACUCGCGCACUAGUACAACAGACAUGGUCAAGUCUCUUACCAGCAACCAGGACCUCCUCGCAGUGUUUUCUCAAAUAUUUUAUGGCGUUCCACCCAAAAACUCCAGCUGCAUGGUGGAUGCCCUCUUCCUGCACCACUCAAAGCGUGGUGUGUACUAUCCAAAGGGCGGUGCUAGUGAGAUCCCAUAUCACAUUAUCCAGGUUUUGGAGAAGCAUGGAGGGAAGGUCCUCGUAAAUGCUCCUGUGUCCACCAUUCUAGUUGAUGGAAAACAAGGUGCAUAUGGAGUGAUCGUGAAGGCCAGAGGUAAAGAUGUUGAAGUUCUGGCUCCUGUGACUAUUUCUGAUACUGGUGUGUUUUCCACCUUCAAAAAGCUUCUGCGUCCAGAGGUACAAGGAAAUCUGGAGGUCCAAGGCUAUCUGCAUACUCUGAAACCAGGCAAAGGAUUUUUCCAGGUGUUUGCAGGCUUUAAUGCAACUAUGGAGGAACUGGGCAUCUCUUCAACUAAUAUCCGACUUUAUAAGAGCAACAACAUGGAUGAGCUGAUGGAAGAGUACUUCGAUUCAGACAAGGACAUCGCACCUGACAAUGUCCCCAUGAUGUAUGUUUCCUUCCCCUCUGCUAAGGAUCCCACUUCAUGCACCCGUUUCCCAGGGCAGUCACGUAUGGUGAUCCACACUAUGGUCAAUCCAAAGUGGUUUGAACAGUGGAACAAUGUCAAUGAGACUGAAAGGGGAGAAGAAUACGAGAAGUACAAGAUGAGAUUUGCUAAUCAUCUCUUUGACUGGGCUUGUGUCCACUUCCCCAAGCUGAAAGAGAAGUUGGCAAUGUUGCAUGCCGUCACUCCCAUUAACAUGCAUGGGCUGGGGGCCACAUAUGGGUCCAUGCUGUCUGCAGAACACAGUCUGGAGAGAUACCAGCCUCUGAACAUUGCCAUGAUCAGGUGCAACACUCCUGUCAAGAACCUCUACCUGUCAGGGCAAGAUGUUUUCUCUGGUGGUUACUCCGGUGCUCUACAUGGUGGACUUCUCUGUGCUUCAGCUGUUCUGGAUCACUGUCUGUAUAUUGACCUCCUACUCCAGCAAAAGAAACUGAAGAGGAAGGUGGUCAAGAAAGUAGAGUGAGAAUGAGGGAUAACUGUUUUGCUGCACAUUUGUCCCCCGCAACUCUGAAUAAAGACGUGAAUAUUGCACAGUG